Saxophila tyrrhenica is the source of this 456-nucleotide messenger RNA. RefSeq lists its product as uncharacterized. The record is from RefSeq and is a predicted model, not a curated record. The transcript is spliced from 2 exons. Lineage: Eukaryota; Fungi; Ascomycota; Dothideomycetes; Mycosphaerellales; Extremaceae. The coding region runs from base 1 to 456 and encodes 151 amino acids.
AUGGACUGGGAGCAGAUGUUGUCUGGACCGAAACUCGACUACACGACCAAGCCUUUCCAAGAUGCACAUAUGGCUUUCAGCAUCGACACCUUGGAAGCUGUCUUCCCCUUCAUUACAACCUGCCUCGCAGUCGGCACUGCACUCUCCGAUGAAAAAGUCCACCGAUUUCUCGAUUCGAUGAUUCACCUGCUGAGCAUUAAAACUACAUACAAGCAGACCGACAACAACGAGGGUUUCACGAUUCUGGACACUACCACUCCCGGCAACACGCGCCAUGCAUUUUUCUUCUAUGCUGCACGCGAAGUUGAGCCUGAUUAUGACGCCCUUGAUGAUGACCCUGAUAACUGGCCCGAGGAGCUAAUAUUCCCGGAGCACACCCUGCUCGGACCGAAGACGUACGCUCGAGCUACCGCUUACCAACUGCGCGGUCGUGGACCAGAAGCCAACGACGACUAG